Molecule: messenger RNA, 4833 nt
Organism: Colletes gigas
Lineage: Eukaryota; Metazoa; Arthropoda; Insecta; Hymenoptera; Colletidae
Exons: 21
Coding region: 1-4833 (1610 amino acids)
Source: RefSeq, a predicted model, not a curated record
AUGUCUUAUGCAGAACAUGGUCCUCGAAUUUUCUUAGCUGGGAGACCGAACACUGGAACACCAUUGAUAUAUGGUGACUACGUUUUGCCAAGAAAACGACUAGAAGGUCGAUUAAAAUUGCAUGAUUCUUGUUCAGAUAUUAGAGCCUGGAGUCCAAAUUCUUUGGAAAAUUCUCGCUAUUUUCGCGAACUUAGUGAACAUGAUUCACUAGUAGGAAAAAUAGUACCAUUCAACGUAGUGAUUGAUAAUAUAAUUCAAUUCAAUUCGCAAACACAAAAUGAACUCCGGGCGGUUAAACGAGAAUUGCAAAACUAUAAAAGUCUUAGACUUACUCCAAAACAGGAAGAACAACUACAACAUUUAGAUCGUUAUCAGAAAAUGAAGGAAUCAUUGCAGAGCGAUCAUAUAAUGGGAACACUUUUAAAAGAUGCAUUUGCCAAUGUUACUAAAUCUAUUCCUGUGAUUAAUUCAAAUUCAUAUUUGUCUGUUCGUAUGCCUUCUGAAAAGCAUUUUCAACUUCUUAAGAAAGAUAAAUCAACUAUUACAAAUCAGACCAGUCAAUUAUACUCUUAUGCUGUAACUGCAUUUAACAUAAAUCCAUCCUCAAAUAAUGUCGCCUUAGUGCCAUCAAUUAGAUCUACUCUUAAAGCAUCCCCUACCGGAGAUUACAGUAAAAACCCAUCAAGCUGCAUAGAGUACAUUGAUAUAGCUUUACAGGUGGAACAAGAAAUGCAUGAUGUUGGAGUACAGUUUGAUGGUCAAACCGACACAUAUUUAAAUAGAAUAACGACUACAUCUGUAGUGUCUCAAACAUCAUUCGUAUAUAAGUCUAGCGACGAAGAUAACAGUGCGGAAGAAUCCGACAAAAGCAGUUUGGAGACAAAUAAUCAAAAGGAACAGAGCUUUGAAUGCGAUGCAUCUUGUAGCGAGAGUUUACAAGAUAUUGAAACUCCAUCAGAGUCUAGUAGCGACAUAGAAACAGAAUCUAACUUUAACAUACAUGGUAGUAAUCAUAAAGGGAUUAUCAUUCAAAAAGAUUCCGAAAUUAUUGUUUUGAAGAAUGAACUUUGUGUAAGGGAUGCUGAAUUAGAGGAGAUACGAGAUAUAAAUAAGAACUUAGAGACUUUAUUGAAGGAAAAGGAAGAUUGUAUAAACGGUCAACAAGAUAAUGUUAAAGCAAGUACACAGAAUAUACUACAUGAUAAGCUGAAGAAGUUAGAGCACCAACGUAAUUGCGAAGUAGAAGAUUUAAAAGCAAAAUUUUAUGGUUGUAAAUAUUUAGUUGAUCAACUCAAGCAAGACUUAAAUAAGAAGUGUGAAAGUUAUUACUUGCAGUCACAAGAAAUUGAAAAGCUCAGGCCAUAUGUUAAAGAAGUGACGAUAUUACGAUUAGAAAAAGAUUCACUUUUAAAGAAACUACAAGAAAUGAAUCGACUAACUGAACAAGCUGAGAAUUAUGAUUUGGCGUUAGAACGAUUAAAAAAUGUCUUACGAGAAAAUGAUGAGCUUAAAAAACAAAAUUAUGAACAGAGCCGCAUUCUGGCAGAUCAAGAAGAAGAGAUAAAGCGAUUACUAAUAUUAAUUAGAGAAACGUCAAUUACACAUGAUGAACAGGUGAAGACAAAAACCAUAUUAGAGAAUUUAAAAGCUAAUAUUCAUGAUAAGACUAUUAAAAUUUCUCAAUAUGAAGAGCAAUUAAUUUCUAUGAAACAAGAAAUCAGUGAUUUUGUCAAUAAUUUAAAGCAUGCUCUAAACAAUCUGGAAGAAUUCCAUGGAUCAUUUGAAGAUGUGUGUAUUUGUACGAAAUGUGACUUGGACAUUAAUGAGGAAGCAAAUACUGUACUGUACAAUAUAAAUGUCCUAAUGACAAGAUUUCAAAGUUAUAAAAUAGAACGUCAGAAUCUUUUACAACAAAUAGAAGAUUUAAAGCAUUAUGUAAAAAAUGAUAAACAGCAAGCUUGCUUAAGUAAAAAUUUGAAGAAUAUAAUAUUUGAUGGCUUUUACUGUGAAUCUGAAACAAAUUCGAAAGAAAAUACAAGUGGAAAGGACAAUAUAAUUUUAUUGAAUGUAAGAGGAAAUAAAAAUGAUGCAAGCAAAUCAGAAAUUGAAGAUAUCUCUAAUUCUGAUAAUAGUGAACAUUUAUCGAAUGAAGUAAUUGAUAAUGUAAAUUUUUGUCUACUUAAGAAGGAAUAUCACAAUUAUGUUAUCAAGUUGAAUAAGAAAAGUAAUAUAGAUGAAGUGGAGAAAGAGAUCAUUGAAUAUAUUUCAUAUUCUCUAAUUAAAAUCCAUUCGCUUAUUCAAAAGUUACAAGUAUACAUAGAAAUUGAACGUCCUUUGAUGAUUAAACAAAUUUACAAUUUUUAUGAAGUGCUUAGAAAUACAGAAUCAGCUAUUAACACUUCUCAAGAUAUUUCAAUGAGAAAACAACGAAUUGCUGAAUUAUACAAUCAGCAUAAAGAGGAACAUAAGAAAUAUAAAUCUUACAAUAAACAAUUACCCAAUAAUUUGUUUCAAAUACAAAUUAAGAUAAAUGAAUUUAUUGAAACAAUUCUUUAUCAACUAUUAAAUGAAGUAGUAUAUGUAGAAAGCCAAAGUAUGUCUGAUAAGCAGAUAAAUCAAGCUUUUGAAAUACAUCUCAAAUCUUGCAUUGAUAGAAUAAAUGUAGCCCUUCAAGGUGCUGGCGAUCAGCGUCUGCAAGUAGUUGAGGAAAUCGAAAAGCAACAAAAACAACUACAGAAAAAGGAUUUAGAAAUUUCUCAACUGAAGGAAGAAAUGGCGCAUUUAACACAGAAAGGGGAAGGUGAUUGUCUAAAUCAAGAGGAAUCCAAACAGAGUGCUGCAAUAAAAGAAGAAUUAUCGAAUGUAGCUGCGGAACUUAAUGCAAAGAAAGCAUUUAUCUCGAAAUUAGAAGAACAGCUUCAAAUAAUUAGAAACGAAUUGUCCGUAUGCGAGAAAGAUUGCAAUGCGCUUAGAAAACAGAAAAAAACUUUUGAUAAUGAUAAAAAUAAAUUAUUAAAAGACUGUCUACAGUAUAAAAAACAAUUGGAAAUUAAAAAUACAGAAUUCAAAAUUUUGUCACAGCAGCAUCGAGAUCUAAUAGAAGCUCAAAAUUCGAGAACAAUUAUGGAAGACAAGAAUAUAGAAAUGAAGAAGAGAUUGAUUGAUCUAGACUUUGAAAAUAACGAAUUGAAAAAGAAAGUUAUACAAGUAAAUGAGAUACUUUCUCAGAAGGAUGAAAUUCUAACAAACUUAAAAAAUAAAGUUAAUGAAAAUGAGAACACUUUAUCACAGAAAAUUACCGAACACAAAAACGGAAUGGAAGAAAAACGUUACGAAAUUACAAAACUAAAAGACGAAAAUAGAAUGUUAAAUACAAAAUUAAAAAACACUGAGAGUAAACUUGCAGACACAAACCAAACAAUUUUAUCUUUAACAGAACAAAAUGAUAAAAUUGAUAUCAUAUAUUUAUUGCAAGAAGAACUUGCAAAAUUAGAUAAAAAUGAAAGAAAAUUGAAAGCAGAGCUUAAUAACUUGAAAGCACAACAUGCCAAUGAUCAAAAUAAGAAUAAGCAACUUGAUAAUAAUUUAAACGCAUUGUUGUAUGAGAACGAGAAUUUAAAAAAGAAUACGGAAUAUUUGAAAAAUGAAAAUGCUGAAUGGUCAAUUAAACUCGGCAGUGAAUUGUUUGAAGAAAAAUUAAGAAACAAAUUAUACACAAUUUCUAAUAAUCUAUAUGAAAGAUUAUUGAUGCUUAACAAACAAUUUCAUCCUGCAAAAGAUUUAUCAAAUCGUCCAUCUAAUGAAAAACAGAAUGAUAAAUACACAAUGUAUCAAAAUAAAAGAAUGGAAUUUGCAUUGCAUAAUAUAAAUGACGACUUGAAGCCGGAAUGCGGGCAUGCAAAAAGAGAAAAUGAGAUAGAAAACGUUCAAAAUCCGCAACACUUGUGCAAUACAAAUACAGAAAAUGAAAUAUUAAAAGACAAUUAUGUAAUAUCUAAACAAUUGCAUUCUUCAGAAAAUCACAGUCCAGAGAUGAAGUACAAAAUAAAUCGCUUAGAAAAUGGAACUGAUGAAAAUCGAAAUGAAAUUGAAAAGUUAUUAAACGAACUGGAAAUUAGAGAUUCUGAAAUAAGUAAUCUUAAGGAUGCUCUGAGCUGCUUAGCACAAGAAAAAGUUGAUCUUCAUGUUGAACUUAAAUCUCAAAUAGAAGAAUAUCAAGGUAAGUUAACACUAAUGAAAAGAAACUACGAUAGCAGUUUAAAUGCACUUUGUGAAAGGCACAAAGAAAGUGUUGAGACACUGCAAAAACGAUUUGAAGACAUUAUAAAUAGUGAAGACAUCAUAAACAUCAGAGCAUUCGAUUCAGAAAACUGGUUACAGUCAUUAAACAUGAAUGAACUGGCGGAUCUUUAUAAACGAAUAUGUAUAAUAAUGAAUAACUCGAAUUUAAUUCGAACGAAAGAUGAAAAUCGAUGCUUUUACGAGAAUGACAUUAAAAGCGAAUUUUUCAAAGAAAUUAAUAAAACGGAGAAAAGCUUAGGAACUUCGCAUAAAAAUUUAUGUGCAAAAGAGGAAUCAUCAAGUAAAUUCGCAUCGUCAAUUUUGAAAGAACAAAAUAAUUCAUACUUACAAAGUCAAUGCCAGUUUAUAAUUUCAAGUCAAAUUCAAAAAUAUCCAAAUAUACAAAUGCAGGACUACGCAUUAAAUUUAGAACAAGAUUUUAGAUGUUCUACUGAUGAAAGAAAACCAUCAGAAUCUGAAAACAAAUAUGAAAAACAGAAACAUGCAGUGAAAGAUAAUAGUACUGUAAGUUUAUCAUUUUUACAAACAUAA